AUGGCCGACUCUCGCGAACCUCAAUAUGAUCCCUACAUUCCAAGUGGACAGCAGCCUGCUGGAGGAGCAGGUGCAGCACCAGCACAAGGACAGGGAACCCAAAGAACAGCAGCACUACAAGCACAAAUCGAUGACACAGUUGGUGUGAUGCGCGAAAAUAUCAACAAAGUCUCGCAACGUGGCGAGCGUCUCGAUUCCCUCCAAGACAAGACCGACAACCUCGCUGUAUCAGCGCAGGGUUUCCGUCGGGGGGCUAACAGAGUUCGAAAGUAA
This is a messenger RNA of Venustampulla echinocandica, 273 nucleotides long. RefSeq lists its product as uncharacterized. Gene Ontology annotation, biological process: vesicle-mediated transport; vesicle fusion. The transcript is spliced from 2 exons. The record is from RefSeq and is a predicted model, not a curated record. NCBI's taxonomy places the organism in Eukaryota, Fungi, Ascomycota, Leotiomycetes, Helotiales, Pleuroascaceae. Gene Ontology annotation, cellular component: plasma membrane; SNARE complex. Gene Ontology annotation, molecular function: syntaxin binding; SNAP receptor activity. Bases 1 to 273 code for a protein of 90 amino acids.